Molecule: messenger RNA, 1770 nt
Organism: Akanthomyces muscarius
Lineage: Eukaryota; Fungi; Ascomycota; Sordariomycetes; Hypocreales; Cordycipitaceae
Exons: 2
Coding region: 1-1770 (589 amino acids)
Source: RefSeq, a predicted model, not a curated record
AUGUCCAAGCUGCUAGCGCCCGUGCUGUGCCUGCUGCGCAAGCGGCUGCUGCUCGUGCCGCUCGUCGUCCUCGUCGCCGGCUUCCUCCUCCUGCGCCAGUCCUCGCCGACGCUGAGCCGCGUGCACUGGCGCAGCGACUGGUCCUGGGUCGACAUGGGCUCCUCGGGCAUGGCCCCGAUGCGCCGCUACCACUCCUUCGAUCACGCCUCCAUCGACGUCCGCUUCCUCGCCCGCGACGACCAGCGCUGCAGCCGGGAGCAGAUCUUCCUCGCCACGCGGGGCUCCGACACCGAGCCCGGCGCCGUCAUCCUCGACCACACGGGCGAGCUGGUCUGGCGGCAGCCGCGCAUGGCCGCCGAGGUGCACGACUUUCGCGUCCAGGAAUACAAGGGCGAGAGGUUCUUGACCUUUUGGGCUGGCGCGCCGGACGGCGGGGGGAAGCAAGGCUUCUGGUACAUGAUGGACGACACAUAUACAAUUCGACACAACAUCUCUGCCCCGGGCUUCGAAUUUGGCGACAUGCACGAGUUUGAGCUCACCGCCAACGGAACCGCGCUCGUCACCAUCUACAAUCCAAUUCCAGCUAACCUUAGCGCACUCGGAGGAGCAGCACAGGGCUACAUUCUCGACGGCGUCUUUCAAGAAAUUGAACUCGAAACCGGACACGUGCUCUUCCAAUGGAAUGCGUCUGACCACAUCCCGUUGGAAACAUCCAGAAAGCCCAUGAAGGGGUGCAGCGACGACCCGAAAAAGGCUUUCCUAGGCUGCGGCAACACACCCGACGCCGCCUUCGACUACUACCAUAUCAACAGCAUACAGAGAGAUCCCAAGGGCAACUACUUAGUAUCCGGCCGACACACAUCAUCACUUACAUAUAUCAAUGGAACCACUGGCGAGCCCAUUUGGCACAUGGGCGGCGACAUGAAUCAAUUUGACGUCGUCCCUCGCGGGACUAGGGUCCUCUUUGCGUGGCAGCACCACGCCCGGCUGCACGACGACGACACGAUCACCCUCCUCGACAACAACGCGUACAACCCAAAGGCCACGCGCACCGAGUCGCGCGCCAUCCGGCUGCAGGUCGAUUUUGCCGCCAUGAACGUCACCCUGCAGACCGCCUACCGCCAUCCGCAGUCCAUCAUGGCCUUUUCGCAAGGAAACGCUCAGGUGCUAGACUCGGGCAACGUGCUCGUCGGCUGGGGCAGCAGCGCCGCCUUCACUGAGUUCUCCGCCGACGGCGAAGUGCUCUGCGACGCGCGCUUUGCGCCCGCAGCGCUCUUCUCCUUUCAGCCGCUGAGCUCGUAUCGCGCCUACAAGGGCAGCUGGGUCGGCAAGCCCCAGGAUGCGCCGCGCAUUGCCGUCACGGGCCGCAAAAUCUACGUGAGCUGGAACGGCGCGACAGAGGUGGCGGCCUGGCGGCUCCAGGGACGUCAGCCGGGCAGCGGUGACGGCGACUUUGAGGACGUUGCCGAGAUUCCAAAGGAGCGCUUCGAGUCGGAGUUUCCGGCGGCCAAUUUGACGAGGACAUAUAGCAGGAUCCGCAUACAGGCCGUGGAUGUGGGCGGCAUGACGCUGGGGACGACGGAAGAGGUUGAGCCGCCGAGCCGCUGGUCGCUGCUGAUUGGCGCCAUUGACUUGCUCGUCGUCGCCGCUGUGGGCGGUAUUGUGGUGGGCUGCGUGUUGCUGGUCGCGGGCGUCGUGAGGUGUAAGAGACGAUGGGGCAAGAAGUCGUCGGCAGGAUACAAGCCUGUUGAGAUGGAUGAUCUCUCAUAG